This is a messenger RNA of Drosophila biarmipes, 1803 nucleotides long. Its product is annotated as putative odorant receptor 69a. Lineage: Eukaryota; Metazoa; Arthropoda; Insecta; Diptera; Drosophilidae. Gene Ontology annotation, cellular component: plasma membrane. Gene Ontology annotation, molecular function: odorant binding; olfactory receptor activity. The transcript is spliced from 3 exons. The record is from RefSeq and is a predicted model, not a curated record. The coding region runs from base 1 to 1803 and encodes 600 amino acids. Gene Ontology annotation, biological process: detection of chemical stimulus involved in sensory perception of smell; sensory perception of smell.
AUGCAGUUGCACGACUAUAUGAGGUACAUAGACCUGGGCUGCUGGAUGGCUUGCAUACCGAGAUAUGAAUGGUCUGGCCGGCGCACAGAGGGAAAACCAUAUACUUGGGAAAGGAAAGCCCUGCUCGUAGUCGGUAUUAUCUUCGAGAUCUACCAGAUUUUUGGAGUGAUAAUCUACUGGUAUCGAAAUGGGCGAAAGGCAGAGGACACGGCCACCUUCGUGACAGAAGGGUCGGAAAUGUGUGGAUCUCUUAUGCUGACCAGUGUGGGAUUCGCAAAUGUCUAUGCGCUCAUAAAGAACCGCUCUCAGAUCGAGGGAAUGUUCAAGGAGCUCCAGGAGAUAUAUCCACAACCCAGGGACAGGCAUUACCGUUGCCAGCACUACUACGACGUGGCCAUGCUCAUUAUGAAGGGGGAGUUCGUGUUCUACAUGAUCUUCUACGUGUACUACAACAGUGCCCCUCUUAUGCUGCUGCUCUGGGAACACCUGCAGGAGGACCAGAGUCUGAGUUUCAAGACCCAGACCAACACUUGGUUUCCCUGGAAGGUCCAGGGGUCUGCUCUGGGAUUCGGUGUGGCCAUUCUUACCAUCGCCAUAGCUUCGUUCGUCGGCGUGGGCUUCAGCAUAGCCACCCAGAACAUAGUCUGUAUUUUUAGUUUCCAACUGAAAUUGCACUACUAUGGAAUGGCCAGCCAGCUGCUUUCCCUCGAUGCUCGUCAGCCCAGAGCACAUGAGCAGCUGAAGAAUCUGAUAGCCUAUCACUCUAGAAUUCUGCGUAUCGGAGACGAGUUCAAUCAGAUCCUGAACUUUAUAUUCGGCAGCAGCCUGGUGGGUUCCACAAUUGCCAUUUGCAUGACGAGCGUGGCAGUUCUGCUGCUCGACUUGGCCUCUGCCUUCAAGUACAUGAGCGGUCUGAUUGCCUUUGUGCUCUACCACUUCGUCAUCUGCUACAUGGGAACUGCGGUCACUGCUGCUUGGCUCGGCAUAGUUACUUAUUUCUACUUGUUUGGCCGGAAGGAAAAGGACGCGGUUAGGUUCGUUACAGGCCUUUCGGAAAUGUGCGGCUCACUUAUGUUGAUCUGUGUGGCAUUCAUCAAUGUCUGGGGACUCACAAGGAACCGUCCUCAAAUUCAGUCGGUUUUCGCGGAGUUUCAAGUGCUGUAUCCGAAACCAAAAGAUGGUCAUUACAGGACGCAGCACUACCUAGAUGUCGCUCUUUUUACCAUGAAGUGUCAGUAUUUACUGUAUAUUGUCUUCUUUUUGUAUUACAAUGGCGCGCCGCUUUUGCUGCUUCUGUGGGAGUAUCUGAUGGAUAGAGAAAACAUGAAGUACAGGACGCAAACUAAUACGUGGUUUCCCUGGAAGGUUAAUGGUUCAGCACUUGGAUUUGGACUGGCUAUAUUUGUUCAAGGCCUUGCUUCCGUUGUCGGUGUUGCCUUUUCCCUUAAAUCCCUGAAUAUUGUUUGCAUUUUUACGUUCCAACUGAAACUGCACUGCGACGCCUUGGCAAGCCAGCUCCUCCGUCUGGAUUCUCGGCUUCCUGGAUCCUAUCAGAAACUGAAGGUUUUGGUCAUCUACCAUGGUCGUAUUCUCGAUAUUGGAGACCAGGUCAAUCAGAUCAUGAACUAUUACUUCCUGGGCAGCCUUAUAUUUUCCACCAUCGCCAUUUGUAUGACAAGUGUUGCCAUCCUGCUACUCGACUUGGCCUCCGCCUUUAAAUAUGUCAGUGGCCUGGUGGCCUUCGUCCUCUACCACUUCGUUAUCUGCUACAUGGGCACCGCGAUUACCGCAGCGGAACUCUAA